Oryctolagus cuniculus (rabbit) is the source of this 1924-nucleotide messenger RNA. The record is from RefSeq and is a predicted model, not a curated record. NCBI's taxonomy places the organism in Eukaryota, Metazoa, Chordata, Mammalia, Lagomorpha, Leporidae.
UCCGGGAAACGGCCCUGGUGGGCGGGGCAAAGCUGGACAGGCUGCAGUGCAUUCUGGGAACUGGAGUCCCGGAAGGUGGGCGCUAAAUACGACCUCCUGACCCGGACAGCGUGGCUGCCGGGCUGUGAACGAGAGGAGUCAGGGACGCCUGCAACUACCCAAGUGAAAAAUGUACUUGUGAGCGCACGGAUGAGCCCGAAGACCUUGUCGCAGCCGCCCGACUUUCUGGGAAAUGUAGUUUCGUGGUCGGAGCGCCACUGUCCUCACAGCAAGCCGACUGCGUGCUACGAUCCCGGCUGAGCCGCUGGGCGCGUCGCCCCCGCAGAGGCUCCUGGGAGGUGUGGUUUUCCGGUGCGCGAAUGGCCGCCGUGCCGGACGCGGAGGACUCUGGGAAACUCGCGCGGCCGUGGGCGCCGCUCCUGGCUAGCCCCGCGGUCGUCGGCGGCUCGGCGCCGGCUCCUGGGAUCCGAACACUGCCCAUUCGUAAGAUAAGAGCUUGGAUUGCUUGCAUUUUUGGAAAUUGCAAAGUGAUGUUUCAGGUGACAUUCAGUGAUGUGGCUGUAGACUUCUCUCCUGAAGAGUGGGGAUGGCUCAGUUCUGCACAGAGAGACUUAUACAGGGAGGUGCUGGUCCAGAAUUACGAGAACCUCGUCUCUCUAGGCCUCUCCGUGGCUAAGCCAUGUGUGGUCACUUUACUGGAGGAUGGAAAAGAGCCCUGGAUGGUGGAGAAAAACCUACCGAAAGCAGUCUCUUGACCUCUUUUACCUUCACUUCCAAAGCCGACGUGUUCUGGGUGACCCGUGGGGAGCCUCAACAGUUCUGCCACACACGAUCCUUGUGGACAAGGUUGUAGCUAUGUACAGAGGCUCACAUCUGGAGAAGCCAUCACUGCAGGCAGCAUCUCCCCAGCUUAAGAUGUUGGCGGGGCCAGCGCUGUGGCACAGAGGGUUAACGCCCUGGCCUGCAGUGCAGCAUCCCAUAUGGGUGCCGGUUCAAGACCCGGCUGCUCCUCUUCCGAUCCAGCUCUCUGUUGUGGCCUGGGAAAGCAGUAGAAGAUGGCCCAAGUCCUUGGGGCCCUGCAUCCAUGUGGGAGACCUGGAAACAAGCUUCAGGCUCCUGGCUUUGGAUCAGCCCAGCUCUGGCCGUUGCGGCCAAAUGGGGAGUGAACCAGCGGAUGGAAGACCCCCCCCCCCGCGUCUCCUCUCUCUGUGUAACUCUGACUUUCAAAUAAAUAAAUCUUAAAAAAAAAAGAUUUUGGCAUUGUAGAUGAGUUCACCUCCUGUGCCAGGGACAACUUUACCCAAGACACCAAACUACCCAGUGAUGCCCGUGGACACGAGGUAAUUUUGCUUUCCUUUCCUUAGACACUAACGGUUCUGUUUCGGAGCUUUCUGUCUGCCUAUUCCCAUGUUCCUGUUCUAUUCCUUGCUCUGUGUCAAAAUGUACAGCCUACACGCCAAUACCUAAAGAAAAUCUAGUAGAGAUUACUACCAUCUCUGCCGUUCUGAAACGUGGUAGGAAUGACCGCUUCCCUAGGAGACGUGUGCCUCUCAGUGAAGCCCUCGGCCCUGCAAAGAGAAUUCUCCACUCCCUGGUGACUUCUCCAGUCACUCUUCCGGCUUGAUUACACACGAAUACCCCGCUUCUUACAUACAGUUUACUGACCAACUGUUACAACCUCCAACAACCGCUGGGCCCAUCAUCUUCAUAGGCACAUCUUUCUAACACACUUCACAACUCCAUUAAGGUAUUGUUAGAGACCUAAAAGGUCUUGGGUCUAUUUUUUUGUCUAAUACCAUAUAAACAGAAAGCCCCCCAAGCCCCUUUUGCUUGAGUAUAUCACUUGUUUCCAUUCUUUUGUUAAAGAUUUAUUUAUUUGAAAGUCAGAGUUACACAGAGAGAGGAGAGGCAGAGAGAGAGAGAG